Colletotrichum higginsianum IMI 349063 is the source of this 693-nucleotide messenger RNA. RefSeq lists its product as uncharacterized. The record is from RefSeq and is a predicted model, not a curated record. The transcript has a single exon. Lineage: Eukaryota; Fungi; Ascomycota; Sordariomycetes; Glomerellales; Glomerellaceae. Gene Ontology annotation, cellular component: outer membrane. The coding region runs from base 1 to 693 and encodes 230 amino acids.
AUGUCAGCACAAGAGUACUACGGCGGCACCCGCCAAAACACCCACACCCCGGGCGGUUCUUCCUCCCGCGGCAGCCAAUACCUCUCGGCCCCACUCAUAGACAAAGCCGGCUACCGCCCGCGCUCCGCAAGCUCCGACCGCCCUCGCUCCGGUUUCUCCUCCUCCUCCUCCUCCCACCACCGCUCCCGCUCCACCGGACCCGCCGGCUCCGACGCCCAACUCGGCGGCCAGGACGGCGAGCGCGGCCUCGUCUCCACCAUCGGCGGCGGUGCCGCCGGCGGCUACGUCGGCAAGAAGUUCCUCGGCGGCAAGCUCGGCGCUGUGGCCGGUGCGCUGGGCGGCGCCGUGGUCGCGAACAAGAUCGAGCACAGGCUCAGCGGGAGCCACCACGGCAAUCAACACGGCCACCACCACGGCCAUCACGGCCAUCACGGCCAUCAUGCACCCCCGCCUCCGCCGCCUCACCACUACGGCGGACGCUACGGCCACCACGGACACCACGGACCCCCGCCCCCGCCCCCGCCUCACUUUGGCCCCCCGCAUCACGGAAGUCACCACUCGUCCGGCGGCUUCAGCGGCCUGGUCGGCUCGUUAAUGGGCGGGAAGAAGCACGGCGACGGGCAUCACAGCCCGCCCCACCACGGAGGCCACCACGGAGGUCACCACGGAGGCCACGGCCACCAUGGCUGGUAA